AUGGUUGGAAAGAUUCUAGUUCAAAACAAUAUGUAUUAGUCGAUAACGCACAUAUCAAAUAAAAUUGAUUCUAGCACAUGGAAAACAAUAAUGUUUACUGUACUAUAUGGUUGUGGCCGAAUGCUAAGUUCAACCGAGGUGGUAUUGAUUAGAAAUCUUGCAUUCAACAUGACAACAACAAGGGGCCAAAUUCUAUCAGGCACAGAUAUUGCACGAGAAAUUCGUGAAAAUCUGAAGCAAGAUGUGAGCAAAUUGAAGAAUUUACUUCCCGACUUCAAGCCAGGAUUAGCUAUUGUUCAAGUGGGAGGAAGGGAAGACUCAAAUGUAUAUAUCCGAAUGAAAAUAAAGGCUGCUAGUGAAAUAGGCAUCAACUCGGAACAUGUCAAGUUACCAAGAAACACAACAGAAAGUCAGCUACUUUCCAAACUAGAACAACUGAAUAAUGAUCCCAAUGUCCAUGGUAUUAUAGUGCAAAUGCCACUGGAUUCAGAAAAUGAUAUAAAUUCUCAUCUCAUAACAGAUUCAGUAUCCCCUGAAAAAGAUGUGGAUGGGUUGAAUACUAUCAACGAAGGGAGGGUGGCUGUUGGUGACUUAUCAGCUUUCAUCCCAUGCACCCCGAACGGAGUCAUAGAACUUGCAAAGCGAUCUGGGAUCAAGCUGGCUGGGGCAGAAGCAGUUGUCCUAGGCAGAAGUAAAAUAGUGGGGACUCCGGUAUCGGAAUUAUUGAAAUGGAAUCAUGCUACAGUUACAGUUUGCCAUUCGAAAACCAAAGAUUUAAAAGAAAAAUGCCAGAAAGCCGAUAUUUUAGUUGUGGCCAUCGGUCAACCUGAACUUGUGAAAGGCGAUUGGGUAAAACCAGGAGCAGUAGUUAUAGAUUGCGGAAUCAAUGCCAUUCCAGAUCCAACAAAAAAAACUGGUCAGAGAUUGGUUGGUGACGUUGAAUACAUAGAAGCAGCGAAGAACGCUUCAUACAUAACACCAGUACCUGGAGGAGUAGGUCCGAUGACAGUUGCUAUGUUGAUGAAAAAUACAGUUCAAAGCGCCCAAAAAGCUGCCGAGCGUUUGUUGAAAACAUCAUGGAAUUUAAGGCCACUUCCUUUGGAUCUGAAACGGCCCGUACCAAGUGAUAUCGAGAUAGCUAGGGCUCAAGAACCAAAGAACAUCUCUCAAUUGGCUCAAGAAAUUGGUCUAUGUCCAAAUGAAGUUUCACAAUAUGGAACAAAGAAAGCAAAAAUUUCCCUUUCUGUCCUCAACAGAUUACAUUCAAGAAAAAAUGGAAAAUAUGUGGUUGUCGUAGGAAUGACCCCGACACCUUUAGGAGAAGGAAAAAGUACAACCCUUGUAGGUCUUGUCCAGGCAUUAACAGCCCAUAAAAAUCUGAAUGCUUUUGCUACCUUGAGACAGCCAUCUCAAGGUCCAACGUUUGGUAUCAAAGGAGGCGCCGCUGGUGGAGGUUACUCCCAAGUUAUUCCAAUGGAAGACUUCAACCUUCAUUUAACAGGGGACAUACAUGCCGUAUCUGCUGCCAACAACCUACUGGCUGCACAACUGGACGCUAGGAUGUUCCAUGAAGCUACCCAAGAAACUAAAGCACUUUAUAACAGGCUGGUACCAACUAAAAAGGGCGUGAGGCAAUUCAGUAACAUUCAACUGAGGAGACUUGAGAAACUUGGAAUCAACAAAACUGAUCCUAACACUUUAACACCGGAAGAAGAAGAAAAAUUCGCCAGGCUCAACAUCGACCCCAAUAACAUAGUUUGGAAGAGAGUUGUGGAUAUAAACGAUAGGUAUUUACGUAAAAUAACAGUUGGACAAUCACCAACCGAAAAGGGACAUACUAGAGAAACAAGUUUCACAAUCAGCGUAGCUAGCGAAAUAAUGGCUAUAUUGGCGUUGGCCAAAAACAUGUCAGAUUUUAAACAGCGAUUAGCCAACAUGGUUGUUGCUUUUGACAAACAGGGAAAUCCUGUGACAGCCGAUGACCUGGGUGCUACUGGAGCUUUACUGGUGUUGCUCAAAGAAAGCAUAGAACCCACUUUGAUGCAAACUUUGGAAGGGAGUCCAGUGUUGGUGCAUGCUGGUCCUUUCGCCAAUAUUGCUCAUGGUGCAUCAUCGAUAAUCGCUGAUAAAAUUGGUCUUAAACUAGUCGGGGAAGAAGGAUAUGUUGUAACAGAAGCAGGUUUCGGUUCUGACAUAGGUAUGGAGAAAUUCUUCGAUAUAAAAUGCAGAGCUUCUGGAGAUGUACCGAAUGUGGUAGUUUUGGUAUGUACAGUAAGAGCUUUGAAAAUGCAUGGGGGAGGACCACCCGUUACUCCAGGAGCUACAUUGAAGCCAGAAUAUUACCAAGAAAACUUAGAAUUAGUCCAGAAAGGUUUAUGCAACUUGAUCAAACAUAUCAGCAAUGGAAGAAGAUUUGGAGUGCCUGUAGUAGUAUCCAUCAACAGACAUUCAACCGACACAGAAGCUGAGCUGGAGCUGGUUCGUAAAACAGCUGUGGAAAAUGGAGCAUAUGACGCAGUUGUUUCUACUAACUGGUCAGACGGUGGGGCUGGUUGUGUGAAGCUAGCAGAUGCUGUUGUGAAAGCUUCCAAAGAACAAAGCAAAUUUGAAUUUCUGUACAGUCUUGAGAUGCCUAUUAAAACCAAAAUAUCCACUAUUGCCAGAGAGAUGUAUGGAGCUGGAGAUGUUUCAUAUUCUGACAAUGUUUCGAAGAAAAUUGAGCAAUAUGAAAAACAGGGCUUUGGUACCUUGCCUAUUUGUAUGGCCAAGACUUCCAACUCCCUUACUGGAAACCCUAAUAUCAAAGGAGCACCCACUGGUUUUACUUUGGACAUACACGAUAUCACUGUAUCUGUCGGUGCAGGAUUCAUAAUCCCGAUAUCCGGAGAGAUUUCCACCAUGCCUGGAUUGCCAACAAGACCAUCCAUCUAUGAUAUCGAUUUAGAUACAGAAAGUGGGGUAGUAGAAGGACUAUUUUGAAAUAUGAAUUGUUUAUCCUGUUGAUAUGAAACAUAUUUUUUUAAGA
Molecule: messenger RNA, 3025 nt
Organism: Coccinella septempunctata (seven-spotted ladybird)
Lineage: Eukaryota; Metazoa; Arthropoda; Insecta; Coleoptera; Coccinellidae
Gene: pug
Product: C-1-tetrahydrofolate synthase, cytoplasmic
Exons: 14
Coding region: 91-2979 (962 amino acids)
Biological process (GO): tetrahydrofolate interconversion
Cellular component (GO): cytosol
Molecular function (GO): ATP binding; formate-tetrahydrofolate ligase activity; methylenetetrahydrofolate dehydrogenase (NADP+) activity
Source: RefSeq, a predicted model, not a curated record